This is a messenger RNA of Rhodamnia argentea, 8794 nucleotides long. Its product is annotated as protein NO VEIN. Gene Ontology annotation, cellular component: nucleus. NCBI's taxonomy places the organism in Eukaryota, Viridiplantae, Streptophyta, Magnoliopsida, Myrtales, Myrtaceae. Gene Ontology annotation, biological process: leaf vascular tissue pattern formation; root development; embryo development ending in seed dormancy. The coding region runs from base 13 to 8157 and encodes 2714 amino acids. The record is from RefSeq and is a predicted model, not a curated record. The transcript has 14 exons.
CUUCCGUCCAACAUGCACGGGCAACCACAGCGCUUCCGCCCUUCCGGCGGCGGACGCGGCCGGCCUCCGCCGCAACAGCAACAACAGCAACCGACUCCGAUUCCGAUUCCGACGCCGAAUCCUCUGCUUCUAAACCCUAACUUUUACUUCCAAAACCCCGCUCCCCAACUCUUCCACCAGAACAUGGCCAUCGCCAAUCAAAUCCCUGUCUAUCCGAUGCAGAACGCUGCUUUCCCAAUCCAAAACCCUAGUUUCCCUCCGCAGCAGUUCCCCAACGUGGCGCCGCAGCCGCAGGUGCGGCCCCUUGUCCCGAACCGCAAAGAGCUCAUCGAGGGGACAGAGCGUGCGGUGGCGAAGGUUUGGCGCGACCUUGUCGCUGCCGGGGAAAGUGUCUCGGCUUGGAAAGUGUCGCAGGCUGCACUGUUGGCUCUGCGGGUGGAUUCAUGGAGUUCCCUUGGAUUUCAAAUGCAGGAGGUGCCAGCGCUGCACCGGCUUAUGGCUACCGAAGGGAAGAUAAAUGCAUUUAUCCAUUGCUUUGUUGGUGUUCGAUGGAUCACAUCGUUAUAUGAUCUGCAAAUAGCUAUCUGCAAGAAUGAAGGAGUGGAACGGUUUGAAGAGCUAGAGCUGGGUCCAUUAUUGCGACAUCCCCUCGUGCUACAUUAUUUUUCUGUGGAGCCCGAUGCAACUGCGGUGUUUAAGAUAACUAGUGAGGAGAUAAUUUCUUAUCUUUGUGACUUUUUGGAUACUUCUUUCAAAAAAGAUGUGCAGACUGGGGAAUUCCUUGAUUUUAUUGUUAAGAAGCGAUCCGUCUCGAGCGAAGAAAAUCUUGCUGUACGAAUUCAAAAUUUGGGGAUGCAUAUAUCUUGUGUGCGUGAAGCGAGGAGAUUGGAGGAUGUUACUCUAAAGAAUUGCUUGAAGUCAUUGAAACAGAGGUCCGAAAAUAAAAGAAAAAAGCGUCCUCUUUUUUCUAUAGCGAAGAAACAGCUAGAUGAGCGCUUCAGUUCUAUAUCUGAACGGGUUAAAUCGUUCUCCUCAGUGCAUGAGGAUUUUGGUGUCAAGCACUUACGGUUUCUGUCAUCAAAUUCUGAAGGCGAGGAUAGUGAUGAUUGUAAAGAUGAAGAUAAGAAAACUGAAGGCAAGUUGAGCAGCUAUUCGGAUCGGUCGUCACAGGCUACUAAAAGUGAUCGAGUCAGUAGCUGUCCUUAUCCUUCAGCAAUUGAAGAGAUGACGAGGCUUGGUUUAAAAGAUGAAACAGACACUGACCUUUCUGGUGGUGGGAGCUCAAACUGUAAUGAGAUUGUCACUCGGAAAAAGAAAAGGAAGUCUAAAGAUGCUUUGUGUAGCAUCUCCAUGCCCAAGAAAUUGUUAAGAAGAGACAAGAUAGACAAGGAUGCCCUCUCAGGGGACAAUGGUAGUGGUGAAAGGGAUGAUGACAGCUUGAAUGAAAAUGAUCUAUCUCUUGCUUAUAGUUCAAUGAGAAUGUUCAUCACAACAUGGAAGGAGACUUGUCGGGAGCAAAAUGUGGCACAAGUUCUAAAGGGGAUGCUUCAGUCAUAUAAUAUUACAGCUCAACAAAGAAGGAGGAUAAUAUCUAUGUUUUCAACACAUCCUUGUCUUGGAUUGCUUAAUAUCGCUGUGACUUCUAUCAAAUGUGGAAUGUGGGACAAUAUAUACGAUACUCUUCAAGCCAUUGAUGAAAACGAAAGAGAUGAGACGGGCUCUGAUGAGGGCGCAAAGUAUGAAAUAAUAGAUGUGGUGCCCAGUGAAAAGAAUUUAGCAGUCACCAGCACACUCAUUACUGAGGCCCCACACAGUGUUACUGUUGAGGAUGUGAUCAGCAAAGUGGCUUCUUUUCUUGAGCUUGAUAAUGAACUCCAUUAUAAGCGAAAAUUACCUUCUGAUGAGAAUUGUAACAUUUUUAACAAGCUUCGUGAUUGUGAGUCUUGGGUGGCAGAGCAAUCCUCUGUGGGGGAAUUUAAGUCCCUUGGUCAUGGGGACUUCUUAACAUUUUUAGGAAAGAACUACUCAGAACUGCCUAGAGAAGUUCAAAAUCUUUUGGCUGGUGAAAUAUGUGAAAAGAAGGCCCCCUUUUAUAUCUGCAUGCUCCAGCAGCAACUUGUUGCAUUAGUCUCUCAAGCAGCAGAUGAUGUAUGGGGGGAUGAAACUAUUACCGAGCAAAGGAUUUUCAUGCUUCUAAGACAGCAAUUCCCACUACUGAAUUUUAAAAUUGUUGGUGAUAGUUUUCUUAAGGAUUUCUUAGAUAUGGUGAGAGAAUAUAGGAGCUGUGUGACAUCAAGAUGUGUGCUAUAUUCAGCAUCGUUGUUGGCAUCAUCUCUGAAUGAUGGUAUGGAAUCAUUGGAAGUCCAAACUGUUGGAUUUGAUGUUGAUCCUAAAAUGGAAAGACCUCUACAUGCACCUCGCAAGGAUGCAAUUGAAGUCUUGCUCAAAGCACCAAAUUUUUCGGACUUAUUGUCAUGGUCAGAUUGGGAACGGAAAUUUGCGCCUGCACAUGGUCCUUUGGUUGAUUUUCUGUUGAAUGAAGUCAAUUCAAAGGAGCUGUUGUGUUUGGUGACAAAUGAUGGGAAAGUGAUACGGAUUGACCAUUCAGCGACCAUUGAUUCUUUCUUGGAAGCCGCACUAAGGGGAUCCUCUUUCCUGACUGCAGUGAAGCUAUUAUCAUUCUUCUCAUUAGUCGGAGGAGAAAAACAUGUUCCUUUGUCUCUUUUAAAAUCCCAUGCAUGUCGAGCAUUUGCAGUUAUGAUUGAAAAUUCUCCGGACAGUGUUGAUACUGAUGUUUGUAGGAACUCUCGCAUGCAUGGCCUUCGCGAUAAAUUUUUGGAUGGAACUUCUGCCAACGAAGCAGUGCCUCUUGCAUUGAGAUUUUUUCUAGAUUGUCUCGAUUAUGUACCAUCAGAAUUUUGUGCUUUUGUUGCUGAUGUGUUGCUCACUGGACUACGGUCUGUUGUCAUGGAUGCCCCUCUGGCCAUUUUGAAGGAAUGCAACAAAUUACAGCAAUGCCUCCUACUCCGUAGGAUAGGGUUUUCUCUUGGUAUAGUUGAAUGGAUGGAUGAUAACAUUAUAUUUGCGUCCACUGCUGGUACCAGCUCUCCUUCAAGUGGUCCUCCACGCAUUAAAACUAUGGGGUCAGAGAUGAUCACAAGCUUAAGAUCUGUGGAAGGUUCUUUAGAUGAGCUUUCCUCUUCCAGGGCUGAUAUUGCUGUCUCUAUUGAAAAUGAAGGAAAUGCGUCUUCCAGAGCUAGGUGCACAACUGAUAAUGUGGGUGAUGGUGACGUACACCCUUCCACCGAACAUAUUGGAGAUGCUGAUGCUGCAUGUGUGAUCGAGUCAAUCAGGUGUGGUGAAUUUGGACUGGAUCCAACUCUCUCAAUUACAGAGAGUACCAUGUUGAAGAAACAGCAUGCUCGCCUUGGGAGAGCACUUCAUUGUCUUUCACAAGAAUUGUAUUCUCAAGAUUCACAUUUUCUCCUUGAGCUGGUUCAAAACGCUGAUGAUAAUCUUUAUCUGGAAAAUGUGGAACCAACUUUAACAUUCAUUCUUCAAGAUUCAGGUAUCGUUAUUCUAAAUAACGAGCAAGGUUUUUCGGCUGAAAACAUCAGAGCUCUGUGUGAUGUUGGAAAUUCAACAAAAAAAGGAUCUCGUGCUGGAUACAUUGGGCACAAAGGGAUAGGCUUCAAAUCGGUAUUUCGGGUAACAGAUGCUCCAGAGAUACAUUCUAAUGGAUUUCAUUUGAAGUUUGACAUAACUGAAGGUCAAAUUGGUUUUGUCCUGCCAACUCUUAUCCCUGCUUGCAAUGUCGAUUUAUUCUCUAGGCUGGUUUCUAGUGAUUCUGAUAAAAUGAAUGGUAGCUGCUGGAACACUUGUAUUGUACUUCCUUUCAGAUCAAAACAGUCAGAAGGAAGUGCCAUGAAAAGCAUUUUAACUAUGUUUUCAGAUCUUCACCCCUCAUUGUUACUCUUUCUUCAUCGUCUCCAGUGUAUUAAGUUUAGAAACAUGCUGAAUGAUUCACUGAUUAUCAUGAGAAAAGAGGUUCUAGGGGAUAAUAUUGUCAAGGUUUCUCAUGGGAAAGACAAGAUGACAUGGUUGGUAGUUUCUCGAAAGUUGCAGUCGGAUUUCAUUCGGCGUGAUGUGCAAAUUACGGAGAUUGCAAUGGCAUUUACACUGCAGGAAGGAGAUUGCGAUUAUUACAUCCCCUUUUUGGAGCAACAGCCGGUAUUUGCAUUUCUUCCUCUAAGAACUUACGGUUUAAAAUUUAUUCUCCAAGGUGACUUUGUACUUCCCUCAUCAAGAGAGGAAGUGGAUGGAGAUAGUCCCUGGAACCAAUGGUUACUGACCGAGUGUCCUGAGUUGUUUGCAAGUGCGGAGGAAUCUUUUUGUGCCCUUCCUUGUUUUAGGGAGAAUCCAGGUAAGGCUGUAUCAGCGUAUAUGAGCUUUGUUCCACUACUUGGUGAAGUACAUGGCUUUUUUGCUAGUCUUCCAAGGAUGAUAAUUUCCAGGCUCCGCAUGUCAAACUGCUUGCUCCUGGAAGGAGAUUGCAGCAAGUGGGUUCCUCCAUGCAAGGUUUUGAGAGGUUGGGAUGAACAGGCUCGGACUCUUCUAACGGAUGGUUUGCUACAAGAGCACCUUGGCCUUGGGUACUUGAACAAGGACAUAGUUCUGUCUGAUCAGCUAGCAAGGGCAUUAGGUAUUGAGGAAUAUGGUCCCAAAACUUUACAGCAGCUCUUAUCUUCUUUGUGCAACAAGGAAAAUGGUCUCGAGUCACUUGGUCUGUCCUGGUUAUGUCGCUUGCUAAAUGUUCUUUACACUAUGUCAUUUCAGUCUUCUGGUCAUGUUGCUGAUGUCUCUAGGAUGGAGAAAGAUCUCAUAAAGAACCUUCAGAAAAUAGCAUUUAUUCCACUUUCUGAUGGUACUUACAGCUCACUAGACAGAGGUACUAUUUGGUUACAUACCGAUGGCAUGAGUAGUGGAUCUGAUGGUGAGUAUGGGUUUAGAGCAUUUCCCAGUAUGUAUAGGAAACUCCGCAUUGUAAGCCCUGCCCUUUUCUCGGUAACAGAUGAUUUCUCAUGUUUGGAUCUGGAUUAUGUGGAUAAUGUCACAAAGAUGCUUCACAAAAUUGGUGUUCAGCGGCUAUCAGCGCAUGAAAUUGUUAAAAUACACAUCUUACCUUCUCUAUUCAUUGAUAGGAAUAGCAUGGACAAGAACUUAAUGAUAGAAUAUGUUUGCUUUGUGAUGAUCCACCUGCAAUCUGGCUGCCCAACUUGUCGGGUUGACAAGGAUUCAAUCAUAUCAGAGUUGCGAGAUAAAGCUUUAAUUUUGACAAAUUAUGGCUUCAAACGCAUUGUUGAUGUGCCAAUUCAUUUCAGUGAAGAUUAUGGAAAUCCUAUAAACAUACAUCAGCUGAUUAAUGUUACAGACAUUAGAUGGCAUGUGGUUGACUCAUCCUAUUUGAAACAUCCAGUAACUGAGUCAUUCUCUUGCGGAAAGAUGAAGUGGAGGGAAUUUUUUCAGGAAAUGGGUAUCACUGAUUUUCUGCAAGUAGUUCAAGUUCAGAGGAGUAUUACUGAUAUAUCUCCCGAAGCCUCUAAGAGAAUGCUUUUGGAUAUGGACCUUAUCACCCCCGGGUUGGUUGUGAAAGAUUGGGAAUCAAAAGAGUUAGUUCAAAUGAUAUCCCAUUUGUCUAAAACAGGCAAUAAGGAGACUUGCAAAUAUCUGUUGGAGGUUCUUGAUACUUAUUGGGAACAUCUUUUUUGUGAUAAAGCAAAAGGUUAUUGCCUUACAUCUAAUGGGGAUCCCAAACCCUUCAAGUCAUCGUUUAUGAACAGUAUCUGUGAUCUCCAGUGGGUAGUAUCAAGCAUGGAUGAUGAUCUCCACUGCCCUAAGGAUUUAUUCUAUGAUUGUGAGGUGGUGCGCUUAAUUUUGGGUGCUUCUGCUCCCUACGCUGUCCCAAAGGUGAGAAGUGAAAAGUUGCUAAGUGAUAUUGGGUUCAAGGCUGAAGUUAACCUUGAUGAUGUUUUGGCAAUGUUACAAGUUUGGAGAAGUUCUGGCAACCUUUUCAUGGCCAGCACAGCACAAAUGGCAAGGUUAUAUUCAUUUGUUUGGAGUGAAUUGGCUUCUUCUCAAAUAAGAAUGAGUGAAGAGAUUAGAACGAGUCAGUUUAUCUUUGUUCCAAGUGCAUCUGGCUCUCAGCAGGAGGAGCUGGUUUCUGGCAUGUUUUGUUCCCCAAAAGAAGUGUAUUGGCAUGAUUCCACUGGUUCGGUGAAACAAAUAAAUCAAGUAUAUUCUCAGUGCAGAUUGGUGGGUGUAACUGACGACCUCCCUUGCAAGACAUUGGACAAUAUCUACCCGGGUCUUUAUGAUUUCUUUGUCAGGGAAUGCGGUGUUCUUGAGGGCCCUUCUUUUGAUGUUUAUCUGAAAAUGUUAGUGGAGUUGUCCGCUACGGCCUUACCUUCACAAGUAGCUAAUAUAGUAUUUCAAUUGUUUUUGAAGUGGAAUGAUGGAUUAGUCUCGGGAUCCGUAACUGCAGAGGAUAUCAGCUAUUUCAAAGAAUGUUUGACAAAACCCGAGUACACCGUGCUCCCCACAGUGCUAGAUAAGUGGGUAUCGCUGCAUCCUUCCUUUGGUAUUGUGUGCUGGUCUGACGAUGAUAGUUUGAGAAAGGAACUUAAGCAUGUGGAAGGCAUUGAUUUUCUGUACUUUGGGGAACCCAGCAACAAUCAAGAGAUGCUUCCUGCAAAUGUUUCUAAGCUCCUGAGGACAUUGGGGAUUCCUGCACUUUCUGAGGUUGUAACUCGUGAAGCAAUAUAUUAUGGGUCGGCAGAUAGUACUUUAAAAGCCCAGUUGAUUGACUGGGCACUUCCCUAUGCCCAACGGUACAUCUACAGUGUGCAUCCUCAGAGAUAUUUACAGCUUAAGCAGUCUGGUUUUGACAGUCUCAAACAGUUGCAAGUAGUUGUAGUUGAAAAAUUAUUCUCCAGAAAUGUGAUCAAAAGUUGUGGCAGUUCAUCCAAGAAGAGAUACAACUGCAAUUGUUUAGUGGAGGGGAAUGUUCUUUAUGUUUCCCAAGAAUCAGAUUCUCAUGCUUUAUUUUUGGAGGUCUCUCGAUUAUGGUUUGAUGGACAUCCAGAAUUACACAUAGCAAAUUUCCUUCACAUGAUUACAACUAUGGCAGAAUCGGGUUCCACUGAGGAGCAGACAGAGACUUUCAUACUGAAUAGCCAGAAGGUUGCAAAGAUACCUGAUGAAGAAACCAUUUGGUCCCUAGCAUCUCUGCCUUCAAGAGACGUUGAAAAGCCCCUCCCGAUAAGUUCUACUUCAGGAGGAACUAGUGAACAAAUUGUUUUUAAGUCCAGGAGGAAGUCAGGUACUGUCCCAAAUUGGCCACCGGUGGACUGGAAAACUGCUCCAGAUUUUCGUUAUGCUUGUGAGAAUGGUUUUAGGACACAAGCGGUAGAUAGCACCUCACUUGACAAAAUUGAGGGUGAUUCAGAAAUUGCGGUUGCAGUGAUGGAAAAUGUGGUUCUGACGGAGAUUGAUGCCAAUUGGAAGAUUGGAGGAAAUGCAGCUGCAGCAUCUGGGCUUCUGGCGAACAUUCAAAAUUCUGAAGAACAUUUGGCCCAAUUUUGUGACACUGUUAUGGAUACAGAAUUGAAUUCUGUUAAUGCAAAUGCUAUGGCCGAUGUGCCUGCUAAGAGUUCACCCAAUUUUAGCCGGAGAGAGAGGCUUAAUACAGGCAACCCUGAUGGAGCCCAAGCAAUGUUGACUGGGAGGCUUGGGGAGCUUGUUGCUUUCAGAUAUUUUACAGGGAAAGCUGGUAAGGCAACAGCUAACUGGGUUAAUGAAUUUAGUGAAACCGGGCUCCCAUACGACAUCCUUAUUGGGGAGAAUGAAGCUGAUAGAGAGUACAUUGAAGUUAAAGCAACCACAUCUAAAAGGAAGGACUGGUUCAACAUAUCCACCAGAGAGUGGCAGUUCGCGGUUGAACGGGGUGAAUCUUUCAGCAUAGCGCAUGUGGUUCUUGUAGACAAUAACACUGCGAGGGUGUCAAUCUUUAAGAACCCCAUAAAACUUUGCCAGCAAGGCAAGCUGCAAUUGGUGGUCAUGAUGCCAAGGGAGGAGACGGAUCUUUCUGGUGCGUCCUAAUAGGAGGAGCUACAUACUUCUGUAGGCUGUGCGGUAUUCAUUGAUUUCCCCAGAAAUCUGUAAUGUCGUGGAUAUUCAUUGAAACUGCUGCUUGGUGGCCAUAGUGAAUGUAACUUCCUUCAGAUUUCACGGGUUUGAGGAUGUGCCCGUCCUUGAUGCAAGAGUGCUGUACAGAUAUUAGGCACGACGCAGCAAUUACCAUAGGGAACAUUACCGUACAUCUUCAUGUAAACUGACAAGUAGGAAAAUGAUGGUUUGCCAUGCCCAAGCCAGAGAUGCCUCCGAGAUGGUCUCACUUGACUAUGGUCCCAGUGGAGAGAAGUCCAAGAAGAGAUUCUCUUUUUGUUAUCACCAACCUCUGUCACUCCCUUGCAUUUUUUAUCAGAGGUAAGUUUCUGUCACUCUAGAAUUCUCGGUGGGCAUGGCCUUCAUAGCAAAGCGAGGGAGGGAUGGUUUUCGUAUCUAACUCAGUUCAGAUAUAGCUCAGAAUCCCCAUAGGAACACGGUUUAUUUGUGAUCUCUUACUAGUAUUCUUUCAGCGUCCUUGACAUCAUAAACGCCAUUUCCGUUAAAACGAUAGUUUGUAUAUAAACCCCAUAACUUAGAUGAUUUGGUUACCAGACAUUCAGAUAUUCCC